Molecule: messenger RNA, 870 nt
Organism: Macrosiphum euphorbiae (potato aphid)
Lineage: Eukaryota; Metazoa; Arthropoda; Insecta; Hemiptera; Aphididae
Source: the annotation of a GenBank genome assembly
AUGGCGGAUCCGAUAGAGUCGAAAAACAUUGCAGACGACGUGAUCGUCCCAGGGGCUCCUGGUGAUAAGAGGAAGAUGUCAUCAGAAAUGAGUCCAGAACAGACUAACGUCAUAAAAAAACUAAAAGAGAGUAAAGCGCAACCGGACACGUUGUGCCAGUGUCCCCAAAAAUGUUCAGAACGUGUACCGCAGCGAUCCAAGGAUGAGCUGUUUAAAAUGUUUGUAGAAAUGGACAGCGAAGAUGUGCAAAAUAAAUUUUUACAGAAGUUUAUUGAAGCUCGACCUGUUGCCAAUCGCUUGUUUAGUAAAGAGACCACAGCUAAUGGUAAACUAUUAAGAAGAAUUCAUUGCAAGUACAGAAUACCUUCUUUCGUAUCCGAUGAUUUUAUGUCAAAUAUAAAUUGCGACUCUGACAAAGAUGAAGAAUCAGACUUUGAUGAAACAUCUUCGGUGGCGUCUUUGGAUUCCAAAGAAGAGAAUGACAAGUCUUUAGAAAGUGAUUCAACAGAAACAUCAAGAAAGUCAUUAAGUCGUUACAAUUGUGUUGAUGUUUGUCAAAAAGCAUUUCUCAAUCUGUUUGGUUUAUCAGAUAAACGUUUAAAAACAGUUAGAGAAUUAUUGAUAAUUAAAGCACGUCAAAAGCACAUGAAACGUAUGAUGGAAAAAGAAGAAAACCAAAUAGAAGUAUCUUUAGCUAAGGAUCUUGCACAGGGUUGUUUGCCAUUGAUGGCACUUUUUAAUAAAGAAGAUAGUAAGAAAGUAUCUGAUCAGUUGAUGACUGCCAUCAGCAAUGAUAUAAAUUUAGUAAAUAACUUCUUUUGCAAUCAGCUAUGGAAACCAGAAUACAUUAACCAAAAGCCAUCUGAAUGA